AUGGACACAAUUGUGUUUUUGGCGAUGGACGACGGGAUUAACAUGAACCUAGUUGAACAUGUUUUAAAUGAGCUUGUCGAAUCAGAACCAAAUCAGUUAAGAAUACGAAGACGGAAGAAGAGGCCCCGUAAUGAAAAUUAUUUCGAAUUGAUCAUUCCACGCUAUACAGACAUUCAAUUUUCGGAACAUUUUCGAAUUUCACGAGAAACUUUUGAACUAAUUAGUUAUAGGUUUCCAGUUAUAAUUGCCUAUAUGUUGAUUACUGCAAUAGCACCCCUUACGGACCCACUUCUGAAUAUGAACGUUAGCAUUGAAAAGAAAAUGAUGUUCACAAUUUGGACACUUGCUAAACCUGGAAGCUUUUUAGCUGUAGGAGAUAGGUUUGGAUUGUCCAAAAGUACUGGGCACCAAAUUUUUAAAAAUAUGAUAACGAUUUUGGCUAAUCUAUUACCAAAAUACGUCAAAUGGCCGAAUGAUACAAGUCGUGCUUUAUCAGAAAAAAGUUUUCAGGACAAGCCCGCUAUAUGCCGUAUAACUAAUAUGGUUAAUCCUUUAUUGCCAAAGAAUUUACACAUAGUAGGAGACUCUGCAUACCCUCUGCUACUAAAUUUAAUGACUCCAUUCAAAGAUAACGGAAGUUUGACGUGUUCUGAAGUGACCUAUAACGUGAAAUUGAGCUCUAUCCGUUCAAUCAUAGAAAGAGCUUUUGCGUUGUUGACUAGAAAAUGGAGACGUCUCAAAUACUUAGAUAUUUCCGAUUUUCAAUUAGGAAACAACAUGAUCGCAGCAGCUUGUGUACUGCACAAUUUUAUAUUAUCGAAUGAUGAAAUAAACAUCGAUGAUGUAGAUAUCAUAGAAGAGUCAGAUGGUCCUACAGAAUGUGCAGAUCUAGCUGUCACAACAGAUACAUAUGUAGAAGCUGUUGCAAAGCGACGUCAUAUGGUUCAACUUGUUUCUAAGUGAAAAAAAGAUAGAUAUAGGGAAAACAAACACACGUAUAAACUGUAAGAUAACUCUGUUUAUUAUAAAAAAGAUACGUAUGCCAUAAUUAUUGAAUAGA
Molecule: messenger RNA, 1060 nt
Organism: Cephus cinctus (wheat stem sawfly)
Lineage: Eukaryota; Metazoa; Arthropoda; Insecta; Hymenoptera; Cephidae
Exons: 3
Coding region: 1-963 (320 amino acids)
Source: RefSeq, a predicted model, not a curated record